AUGAGCGCAAAACAAGAUGAGCUACUCCUGCGCACACCGAUGGCUCACAGAAGGGGGCAGGGAAACAUAGAUUCUUUGAUUUCAGACAUCGAUUCUGAAGCGAAGCAAAGACGUGAAGUUGAGAAGAAGGAGAAUGCAGCCGAGAUUGUCCUCGAUCUUACUCCACGAUCACUUGUGGAUGACUUUCAGGUCACCAACAAAAUGCGACGAGUCUCUUUCAAGUCAUCUCCAACCAGUGUCUCGGCACUUCUUGACGAGUCCAGCCCAAGCACUCCUGUCAGACUUGGUACUCGAUGCAUUGACCUUGGUUUCCGCCCUCGAAAUGAUGAUCUUCGCAUUGCUGACAGCUACAGCAUCUCAUCUCCAAGCAAAAUCCCCAUUCUAUCAUUGGAAGAUUAA
This is a messenger RNA of Cylindrotheca closterium, 399 nucleotides long. Lineage: Eukaryota; Bacillariophyta; Bacillariophyceae; Bacillariales; Bacillariaceae. The record is from the annotation of a GenBank genome assembly.